Messenger RNA from Orussus abietinus, 630 nucleotides. Its product is annotated as leucine-rich repeat-containing G-protein coupled receptor 6. The annotation marks the transcript as partial. Gene Ontology annotation, molecular function: protein binding. Gene Ontology annotation, cellular component: extracellular matrix. The transcript has 6 exons. The record is from RefSeq and is a predicted model, not a curated record. Lineage: Eukaryota; Metazoa; Arthropoda; Insecta; Hymenoptera; Orussidae.
CGAUGACAAUUACCUGGCGGCCAUUCCCUUGGCCAUAACGCGACUUCUGCACCUCGAAGACCUGUCGAUGAGCAACAACAGGAUACACAGCCUCGACGGGAGCGUUCUUCGGCAUGCUCCUCACCUGGUGUUCCUCGAUCUCAGGGGGAACCCCAUCAAGGAGAUACACAAAGACACGUUUCGAACCCACCAAAAACUACGUAAGUUGAUACUGUCCAAUUUGAGGGAGCUGAAGGAGUUCCCUGACCUGAACUCGACGAGGUCCUUGGAGGUGCUCAGGUUGGACAGGGCCCACCUGAAGAACGUGCCCUCGGACCUCUGCCAGAAGUGCCCGAAACUGAAAAGUUUGGACAUGAAGUCCAACCAGCUGAGUCGCAUCCCUGAUCUGCGAGAGUGCAGGGACCUCCGGGUUUUGGACUUGGCGAGUAACGCGAUAUCCUCCCUGUCGGGCCAACCCUUCAAGAACCUAGGGGCCCUCCACGAUCUCCUCCUCUCGCAUAACAACCUCAGGAACAUCCCAAAGGAUGCUUUCGUGGGCCUCACGCGCCUACAAGUGCUAGAUCUAACGAGCAACAACAUUACGGACAUUCCAGUACAUGCCUUCCACCCGUUUUCCAACCUCGAGAUUUU